AGCUUUGGAUUUUUUGAAAAGUAAAAAAAAAGCUUUUGAUAGAAUAAAAACUAAAAAAAUGAUAAUAGGCCAUCUUUAAAUAUAAAGCGUACGAGAACAGCGUGGAAGAAGAUCCUUUGAUUUCAUUCCAGAAACGGGAAGAACCCUCCAAAAAUCUGAAUUUCAUUACAAUAUUAUACUCAGACGGCACUGUCAGUGGCAGUGGGUUCACUGAGGAAUGGGGAAUCGACGCUUCACUCAGGUGGCAACCAGCGACGACGAAGACGAAGCACGGCCUCGUCCAGCAACUGCCACCGAAGAGAACCGUUCUAAGCAGCGGAAGAGGAAGAGGAUGAAGCUGCAAGAGGAAGAUGAAGAAGAAGAAGAGGAAGAGAAGAAUGAGGAAGACAAAAAAAAGAAGAGGAAACCCAAAGAUAAGGAAGACGAAGAAGAGGAACCGCCACAGGAGGACGCUAAGCCCAUUGGCGAUCCAGUUAGGGUUUCCGGAAAAGGAAGAGGCCGCAGAAAGCAUUUUGAAUCCUUUGAGUUCGAUGGAAACCAAUACACGUUGGAGGACCCUGUACUUCUCGUGCCUGAGGACAAAGAGCAAAAGCCGUACGUGGCAAUUAUUAAGGACAUUACACAAUCACAAAAUGGCAGCAUGAUGGUCACAGGGCAGUGGUUUUAUCGUCCUGAAGAAGCAGAAAGAAAAGGUGGUGGCAGCUGGCAAUCACGUGAUACAAGGGAGCUGUUUUAUAGUUUCCACCGAGACGAGGUUCCUGCAGAAUCAGUUAUGCAUAAGUGUGUUGUGCAUUUCGUUCCGAUACACAAACAGCUUCCAAAUCGUAAGCAGCAUCCUGGGUUUAUUGUGCAAAAGGUGUAUGACACGGUAGAAAGGAAACUCUGGAGGCUAACUGAUAAGGACUAUGAGGACAAUAAACAGCAAGAAAUUGAUGAGCUUGUUCAGAAAACUCUUCAACGUUUGGGCACACUACCUGACAUUGAGCCUGAGGAAGCUAUUACUGAUCAGGAAGAUCUGAUGAAAAAUAAAAGAAUCUUAAGGAAAAAGAGCAUUUCACCUCUUGAUGUUUCAAGGGAGGAGGAAACAACUUAUAAGGCUGACCAACCUCUGAAGCCUGAAACACCUGGGAGUUGUGUAAAUAAUGUCUCACAGCAUUAUCGCAUAUUAGAGGAUUUCAAUGUACUAACAGGAGAUACCCAUCGCGACAGAGGUUUAGAGAAGCUGCUUCAAAGUGUUCAAUGCUUGUUUACUUCUGAUGACAGCAUAAAAAAGGAAGACAAAGGAAAUGAAAGUUCUGAUGCAAUCAACAAUGGAAGCAAUAAAUUAGCAAAUGAAUGUAAAGACAAGGUUCUGAAGAGUUCCAAGUCUUUUGUCUGGCCAGAUGUUGCUGUUCCAGCUGUAGUUGCUCUAGAAAAAGCUUCGCAUGAGACUUUUUCAUCAGAUUAUCAGAAGUAUAACCAAAAGCUACGACAAUUAGUAUUUAACCUCAAGCACAAUGCAUUGCUAGCACGCCGUUUAUUAAAUGGAGAGUUGGAGCCUUCUAAAAUAUUGAAUAUGACACCCAAUGAAUUAAAGGAGGGUUUGACUGCUGAGGAAACAUCCAAGAAGGAGCCCGUUGAGUCACAGCCCAUGCAGAUGACUGAUGCCCGCUGUUCUAUAUGCAUGGAGUGUAAAGUGGGCUUGAAAGAUAUUAUCCAUGCAGGACGCAGUGACCGAUAUACGCUGGAAUGUAUGGCCUGUGGUUAUUCCUGGUUUGCCUCCCGUGAUGAGGUGUCUGUGCUGACUAUAGAGGCAUCAGAUUCAAAAAGAAGUGUAGGCACGGCGCCAUGGGCCACCGCAAAAUUUGAAGAUGUUGAAAAGAAGCUGGUGAGUCCCCGUGAAUCUGAAAAGUCGGCGAAUGACAUCUUUAAGAAAACAAGUGAAGCAUAUAUGCCAGUUUUGGAUGCCCAGAAAUCAUUUGGCAAGUCCAGGAAAGAUGAAAACGUCGAAGCUUCAAGACAUGCUGAUUAGGAAUAUCCCAUUCUCUGUGGUGGUCAGUUUUAGGAUUUUUUCUUUUUAGGGGUACUGAUAGUAACAAAAUAUUGUGUAUAGUUCUCUCCCAGUAGAUUUAGUGCGUACACUAAACCGUUGGCUUUCUGUAUAGCUUUAACUAAACAAAUGUGUAAAUGCUUACGUAGAAUGGGUAAUAUGAUGCCAGCUAUCAGCAUUUAGCCAUUUACGUUGAGUUUAUAUCCUUCAACAUUUUGAUUGUUCGGUAUCAUGUUUUGAUGUUAUCAGGUCAUUACUUUCGAUCUUUUUUCCCCUUAAAGUUUCACAAUUGGCUAAAACCUCGACUAUAAAUUUUUUUAU
Abrus precatorius (Indian licorice) is the source of this 2350-nucleotide messenger RNA. Its product is annotated as DNA topoisomerase 1. The transcript is spliced from 8 exons. The record is from RefSeq and is a predicted model, not a curated record. Gene Ontology annotation, molecular function: chromatin binding. Lineage: Eukaryota; Viridiplantae; Streptophyta; Magnoliopsida; Fabales; Fabaceae. Bases 218 to 2011 code for a protein of 597 amino acids. Gene Ontology annotation, biological process: DNA-templated transcription.